AUGGCGUCGUCGCAAGGUCCAGGUCCAGACCCCAGCGAGCGCAUCUUCGUGGAUCUACGAAGCAAGAAUGAUGAAGUCAAGAACAAGGCUGCAGCAGAGCUGCGUGACUUGAUCACAUUGCUCUCGAGAGAAUGGUCCCCCGAACGCUUCAGCGCAUUCUACGACAGAGUUACCACCCGCAUCAGCAACCUCAUCGUGCAGGCGCCAGACCCAAGUGACAAGGUCGGAGGAGUCCUCGCCUUGGACCGACUUAUAGACUGCGAGGCAAUCGAUCCGGCUCAGAAGGCUUCAAAAUAUUCCAAUUACCUGCGUGCAGCCUUGAAGAGCAAUGACUACAGUGUGCUGGAUGCGGCCAGUCGAGCGCUGGGCCAUCUGGCUCGACCCGGGGGCGCAUACACAGCGGAGCUUGUGGAAGCCGAAAUGACAUCGGCCUUCGAAUGGUUGCAACCAGAAAGCAAGCAGGAAAGUCGCAAGCUGGCAGCAGUGCUUCUCAUCCGCGAGCUGGCCAAAAAUUCACCUACCCUUGUGUACGGCUUCAUUCCUCAGAUUUUCGAGCUCAUCUGGAAUGCCUUGCGAGACCCCAAAGACCUCAUACGCCGAGUCGCCGCCCAGUCUGUUAGCGCAUGCUUUGGUGUGAUGGUUGCAAGAGACACGCAGUUCCAAAAUCAUUGGUUUGCCAAAAUAUACUCCAAGACACUCGAGGGUUUCCGACCCAACACCUCGGUGGAUGAGACGCUGGGCUCUCUUCUGAUCCUGAACGAACUGCUGCAACAAGGGAACAUGUUCAUGCACGACUUCUACAGAAAUGCCUGCGAAACUGUGCUCCGGCUGAAGGACCACCGGGAUCCCAGAAUUCGUACCCAGAUUGUCCAGAUCAUUCCAGUCCUGGCCGAGUAUGCUCCUCUCGAAUUCAUCAACAACUACCUGCACAAGUUCAUGAUUUACCUCCAAGCGCAGCUCAAGCGGGAGAAGGAACGCAACCAAGCAUUUAUCGCCAUUGGCCAGAUAGCGGAUGCAGUUGGUAGUGCUAUUGCCCAAUAUCUCGAUGGCAUCAUUCUCUACAUCCGGGAAUCGCUCAGUGCGAAGACUAAGAACCGAGCUGCGGUCGAUGAGGGCCCGAUGUUCAAGUGUAUUAGUAUGCUUGCGGGAGCGGUCGGCCAGACACUUAGCAAGUACAUGGAGGCUCUCCUUGAUCCGAUUUUCGCUUGCGGUCUCACCGAACCCAUGGAACAAGCUCUCGAAGACAUGGCACACCACAUCCCACCGAUCCGAGCAACCAUUCAGGACAAGUUGUUGGAUCUUCUGAGUUUGAUACUUGUCCGCACACCUUACAGGCCGCUGGGGUGCCCGCCGAAUACUUCACCACCCCUGCCAUCGUUUGCAAAGGACUAUGGAGGCAUGCCCGCCGAGCACAAGGACUACGAGGUCACGCUGGCUCUCAAGACCUUGGGAAAGUUUGAUUUCUCAGGUCAUAUACUUAACGAGUUUGUGAGGGACGUCACACUUCGCUAUGCCACCAACGACAACCCGGAAAUCCGGCGCGCAGCUGCACUCACCUGCUGCCAACUGUUCAUGCAAGACCCCAUCCUGCAUCAGACCAGCAACAAUGCUAUUCAGGUGGUUGGCGAAGUGGUGGACAAGCUAUUGACUGUUGCCGUUGGUGAUCCGGAUGCUGACAUACGAGUGACUGUCCUUCGAGCCCUGGAUAGGAAGUUCGACAAGCAUUUGGCCCGGCCAGAGAACAUCCGCUGUCUCUUUUUGGCUGUCAACGACGAGGUCUUCGCUGUUCGCGAGGCUGCCAUCGAAAUUAUCGGGAGGUUGACGACUGUGAAUCCGGCUUAUGUAUUUCCGCCUUUGCGGAAGCUAUUGGUCAAUCUGCUCACUGGACUUGGUUACUCUAAUACAGCGAAGCAAAAGGAGGAGUGCGCCCGUCUGAUCAGCUUGUUUGUCUCCAACGCUACUUCUCUCGUCAGGACUUACGUGGAAGCCAUGGUUUCAGCUCUUCUGCCAAAGGCAACCGACCCAAAUCCAGGGGUCGCUUCGACAACCAUCAAGGCGCUCGGAGAUCUCACUUCUGUUGGCGGAGACGAAAUGGCUCACCAUAUUCCGGAGCUCAUGCCAAUCAUCAUCGACGCCCUGCAGGAUCUCGCUUCACACGAGAAGCGUGAAGCCGCUAUGAAGACCCUGCGUUCCCUUGCAAUCAACUCACAAUAUGUGAUCGAUCCAUAUCUGGACUAUCCCGAACUUCUCGGAAUCCUGAUCAACAUAAUCAAAACAGAGGCACACGAAGAGCUGAGGACAGAUGCUAUCAAGCUCGUUGGUGUCCUGGGUGCUCUGGAUCCCUAUAAGUACCAACAGCUAAGCGAAUCUGUCGCAGAGAAGCAAAGCAAGGCAGAGACCCAACCGGUAUCGGAUGUCGCAUUGAUCAUGCAAGGUCUGACGCCGUCCAACGAGGAAUUCUAUCCGACAGUGGUGAUCAACACGCUCAUGCAAACUAUACUCGCGGACCACACCCUCGUUCAGUAUCACAGUGCCGUGAUCGAUGCGGUUGUGACUAUUUUCAAGACGAUUGGCAUGAAGUGUGUUCCAUUCCUGGGUCAAAUAAUCCCUGGGUUCCUCGGUGUCAUUCGCAGCUCUCCUCCUCCUCGCCUGGAGUCAUAUUUCAACCAACUUGCAGUGCUUGUCAAUAUUGUCCGUCAACAUAUUCGUGCUUUCUUGCCCGAAAUCAUCGAGGUCAUUCGAGAAUUCUGGAACGUGUCGAGACAGGUUCAAUCAACGAUAUUGUCCUUGAUUGAGGCCAUCUCCAAGUCUUUGGAAGGCGAAUUUCGCAGGUACUUGGCAGGUCUGUUGCCGCUCAUGCUAGGUGUGAUUGAAAACGACACAGAUCUAAGGAGAGAAUCCUCCAUCCGCAUCCUGCACACUUUUCUAGUCUUUGGCUCUAGCGGAGAAGAGUACAUGCAUAUGAUUGUACCGGCAAUUGUUGGCAUUUUCGAAAAUCCCGCAGCACCUCCGAACGCCCGCAGGGCAGCAAUCGAUACUCUGGGAAAAUUGUCUCGCACGGUCAAUGUCACGGACUUUGCGUCGCUCAUGAUUCAUCCGUUGGCAAAGAUACUAUCUUCUCCUGAGAAAGUCGUGACAAACUCUUCUGAACGGUCACUGAAGUCUGCUGCGCUAGACUGCAUCUGCGCACUGAUCUAUCAUCUUGGACAGGAUUUUGUGCACUAUUUGCCUCUCAUCGAACGGUCUACCAAGGCGGGCCAAAUCAACUCUGAGAGGUUCCAGAAAUUGAUUGAGAAUUUCAAGAGUGGCAAGGCUCUACCUGUCGAUUUUUACCCAGAAGAACAAUAUGGGACGGCGGCGGAAGACACCAGUUACUCCAAUAUCACCUCGAUGAGGCUUCCAGUCAAUCAGCAACAUCUAAAAAGUGCUUGGGACACCUCUCAGAAAUCAACGAAGGAGGAUUGGCAGGAGUGGAUGCGCCGUUUCAGCGUCGAACUGUUGAAGGAGUCUCCUUCCCACGCUCUGCGGGCUUGCGCGAGCUUGGCUGGUGUUUAUCAGCCACUGGCCAAAUAUCUUUUCAAUUCCGCGUUCGUCUCGUGUUGGACUGAGUUAUAUGAUCAGUAUCAGGAACAACUCAUCCAGUCCUUUGAGAAGGCCCUGAUCUCUCCAAAUAUUCCUCCCGAUAUCUUGCAGACGCUACUCAAUCUAGCAGAGUUCAUGGAACAUGAUGACAAAUCUCUUGCAAUCGACCUUCGGACACUGGGACGAUACGCUGCCAAAUGCCAUGCGUUCGCCAAAGCACUCCAUUACAAGGAACUCGAGUUUGAGCAGGAUCAAAAUAGCCAGAGUGUUGAAGCUCUGAUCAGCAUCAAUAACCAACUCCAACAAUCUGACGCGGCUAUUGGCAUUCUCCGAAGAGCGCAAGUCUUCGGUGAAGUCGAAUUGAAGGAGGCCUGGUUCGAAAAGCUGCAGCGAUGGGAAGAAGCUCUGGCAGCAUAUCAGAAGCGAGAGAAGAUCGAGCCAGACAAUUUUGAUGUUGUGAUGGGCAAGAUGAGAUGUCUACACGCUUUGGGCGAGUGGAAAAUGCUGUCUGAGAUCGCACAAGAGCACUGGAACAGCGCCUCGACGGAGAACCGCAAGAACAUGUCUGCUCUGGCUGCAGCAGCGGCUUGGGGUAGAGGCGAGUGGGACUUGAUGGACAACUACAUCAGCGUCAUGAAAGAGAGUUCACCCGACCGGGCAUUUUUCGGUGCCAUCCUCGCCAUUCAACGCAACAACUUUGGAGAAGCCCGCAAUUUUAUCAUCCGGGCACAAGAUGGUGUCAACUCAGAGAUUGCGGCAACAAUCGGCGAAUCUUACAAUCGUGCUUACAGCGUAGUGGUCAGAGCACAAAUGCUUGCAGAGCUUGAAGAAAUCAUCCUUUUCAAGCAAAGCGAGGGCAAUCUUGAGAAGCAAAAUGCCAUGAAAGUGCUGUGGAACAAGAGACUCCUCGGGUGCGAAUCCAACGUUGAGGUCUGGCAGCGAAUGCUCAAGGUUAGAGCCCUUGUCCUCACGCCUUCAGAGAACCCGGAUAUCUGGAUCAAGUUUGCAAACCUCUGUCGGAAAUCGGAACGUAUCGGGUUGGCAGAAAGAUCACUGUCCUCCCUAGGAGGUAGCGGCGACCUUGCUGCUACUGGUCCCGGCGCGGCACCGCCUCCUGUUGCAUAUGCUCGUCUCAAGUUCACUUGGGCGACGGGGAACCAACAGCAAGCUUUGACAUACUUGCGUGACUUCACAACCCAUUUGGCUGACGAAUACCAACAAGCCAACACUGUUCUGGCAAGUGGUGCACACAACGACAGAAUGAAUAAUAUGAAUGGUCUUGAUAUGAACGGGCAUGACACGAUAGCUCAGAGAAGGAGACACGAGGACUUAGAAAAAUGUGCGAAGCUCCUUGCGAAGUGCUACCUCCGACAGGGAGAAUGGCAAUCCUACCUGCUGAGGGGCGAUUGGACAAGUCCCCGAGCUCAGGAUCCUGUACGAGACAUACUCAACUCGUACCAAUUGGCGACACAAUAUAACGAGUCAUGGUACAAAGCAUGGCAUGCUUAUGCACUGGCGAACUUCGAAGUCGUCACAUCUAUGGCAUCCCAUACUGACCAGGACAAAGUCCGCAACCUUCCUGAACAUAUUAUCCAGAACCAUGUUGUUCCUGCCAUUGGAGGCUUCUUCCGGUCAAUUGCGCUCUCCAAAACAAGCUCGCUCCAAGACACACUUCGUCUGUUGACGCUCUGGUUUGCUCAUGGCGGCCACAGUGAAGUCAACCAAGUGGUGAUCGAGGGAUUUGCUUCUGUCAGCAUUGAUACCUGGUUGGAAGUCAUUCCCCAAUUGAUCGCUAGAAUCAAUCAACCAAACGCGAGAGUGCGAGCAGCAGUGCAUAGGCUACUCGCAGAAGUUGGGAAAGCGCAUCCUCAAGCACUCGUCUAUCCGUUGACGGUUGCAAUGAAAUCAUCGGUCGCGCGACGAGCGAAUUCCGCAACCCAAAUCAUGGAUAGCAUGAGAACACACAGCCCUCGACUUGUUGAGCAAGCAGACCUGGUUAGCCACGAACUCAUCAGGGUCGCAGUGCUUUGGCAUGAGCUUUGGCACGAAGGUCUAGAGGAAGCAUCUCGCUUGUACUUUGGCGAUCAUGAUGUCGAGGGGAUGCUUGCCACCCUAGCUCCCCUCCACGAGCUGCUUGAUCGAGGUGCCGAAACUCUUAGAGAGGUGUCAUUUGCUCAAGCGUUUGGCCACGACCUUGCGGAGGCUCGGGCUUUUUGCAACGCUUUCCGCCGCUCGAAAGAAAUUGGCGAUCUCAAUCAAGCCUGGGAUUUGUACUAUGCGGUAUUCCGAAAGAUUGCGAGGCAACUCCCCCAGUUGAUGAGCCUCGACCUCAAAUACGUAUCGCCUCGACUAAAGGAUGCUCAUGAUCUCGACCUUGCGGUUCCUGGUACCUACCAAUCUGGCAAGCCCAUAAUUAGGAUUGUGAGCUUUGAUCACGUUCUGACUGUGAUACCUUCCAAGCAACGACCUAGAAAGAUGACACUCAAAGGAUCAGAUGGCGUGUCGUACGCGUUCCUCCUCAAGGGUCACGAAGAUAUCAGACAAGACGAGCGUGUAAUGCAGCUGUUCGGCCUUGUCAACACUCUUCUCAAUAACGACACCGAAUCAUUCAAGCGACAUCUGAACAUUCAACGCUUCCCAGCAAUACCGCUAUCGCAGAACUCUGGACUGUUGGGCUGGGUGCCUAACUCAGAUACCCUUCAUAACUUAGUCAAAGAGUAUCGCGAGUCAAGACGCAUCUUACUAAAUAUUGAGCACAGAAUCAUGCUACAAAUGGCACCUGACUAUGAUAACCUCACGCUCAUGCAGAAGGUGGAGGUUUUCGGAUACGCAAUGGACAACACCACCGGCAAAGACUUGUACCGUGUGCUCUGGCUCAAGUCUAAGAGCUCCGAGGCUUGGCUGGAUCGACGAACGAACUACACCCGCUCUCUUGCUGUUAUGUCAAUGGUUGGCUAUAUUCUCGGUUUGGGAGACCGCCAUCCGUCAAAUCUCAUGCUUGACCGUAUCACCGGCAAGAUCAUCCAUAUUGACUUCGGUGAUUGUUUUGAAGUGGCCAUGCACCGCGAAAAAUACCCAGAAAGAGUUCCCUUCCGACUGACCCGGAUGCUCACAUUCGCCAUGGAGGUCAGCAAUAUCGAAGGAUCGUUCCGCAUAACGUGCGAAAACGUCAUGCGCGUCAUCCGCGAGAACAAGGAGUCAAUUCUGGCAGUACUUGAAGCCUUCAUCCAUGACCCUCUGCUUAACUGGCGUCUCAACACCCGCGAGUCUCCACCCCGACCACACUUCCGCUCUGAACGCAGACAGAGCAUUAUUGAUGCCCCAGGUGGACAGGGAGGAGACUAUGAUCGCAGUCCAAUGGAGAGUGCGAACAACCCGGCCGCAAUGAUGAAUGCCCCGGGACAAAGCCAUGUUGGUGCUCCCCCAGGCCGUCGACACCGACGCAGCAGUGUUCUUGAUCCAGCCAUGGUAGGCGGAAGUGUCCUUGAAAAGGGAUCGGACAACAAUGCUGCAGCUCAGGAAGCGAAGGAGGUACAAAAUGCCCGAGCAUUGCAGGUCUUGGCUCGCGUCAAGGAGAAAUUGACCGGACGUGACUUCAAGCCCGCGGCGCCAGGAACUCCCUCGUAUGCUAUUGCAACGGCCCUUCGCGCGGACAUUAACGGACUUGGUCUCGAGUCACUCAUGAACGUGAACGGCGGAGCGAUGAACAACUUGACCAACGGCGCAAUUGGGGCCGUGAACAUGCAGCCACACGACAAGCAAGUCUCGAUUGCGGGAACAGCGCCCGAAACGACCAUGGCAGGGAUUGGUGGGUUGGGGGUUGCGGAGCAGGUGGAUCGCUUGAUUUUGCAGGCGACGAACGUGGAGAAUCUGUGUCAGCAUUAUAUCGGGUGGUGUUCAUUCUGGUGA
Messenger RNA from Fonsecaea multimorphosa CBS 102226, 7491 nucleotides. RefSeq lists its product as uncharacterized. The coding region runs from base 1 to 7491 and encodes 2496 amino acids. Gene Ontology annotation, cellular component: nucleus; TORC1 complex; TORC2 complex. The record is from RefSeq and is a predicted model, not a curated record. The transcript has 2 exons. Lineage: Eukaryota; Fungi; Ascomycota; Eurotiomycetes; Chaetothyriales; Herpotrichiellaceae. Gene Ontology annotation, molecular function: protein binding; protein serine/threonine kinase activity; protein-containing complex binding. Gene Ontology annotation, biological process: TOR signaling; protein phosphorylation; negative regulation of macroautophagy.